AUGUCACAAAAAGACAAGUAUAUUUACAGUGUCGAAAACCUCCAGACUGCGCGACACUGCUCGCGAGAGUAUUUCGAUUUUGAUUUCGAUUUUGAUUGUAACUCCACCAAAGCCAUUCAACCGAAUGUGGACAUUUCGCUAAGCAGUGGCCCAGAUAUGGAAAACUACAAUCAAUCCUUGCUACAACAGCUCAACCCAUUGCUACGGAUACACAUUGACUCCCAUAUACGCGAUACGGAAGAAGUCAAAACACUACUAACGCAAUUUGAACUAUACAACGUCAAAGGUAAAGUAUGGGACAAUAGUGCCAUACGGAAUCGAUUGACGACACCAAAAUACAUUCUCAGUAUACAGCAUGGAGACGAAGUUGAGGUACAAAAGAGAGAAAAUGUCCCCAAUCAGCAUUCAGUGAUAUCACCGUUUAAUAAAGACUCUCCCAUAUUCCCCAAUGGGAUAUUAACCCAUCAUUGGUUUGAAAAAUACAUCACGUCUAAGCCAUUUGGAUUGAUUUAUGUGUGCGAGUUGGAUAGUGCUGGUGAGGAUGUCGAAUUUGCCAUAACCAUGAAGAAGCUAAAGUUGAAGUUGGAAGAAAUUGAUUGUAAAUUGAUCUUGUUAUUGAUUACACCACAGCCAAUUGAUGAAGAACGGAUGAACAUGUUUAGAGCAGAGUUGAAUUUCCCCAAACCUCAUUCUUUAUUCAACUUGAGCAAACUGUCACCAACAUUGCAGCUGGAUAGUGAGGUGUUGGUUAGCAAUGUCUUGUCAAGCUUGACAAAACCGUCUCAUGGUUAUUACGCGAAUUUGGAAUACAAGUUGAAACAACGAUACAAAAAAGUCUACGAUAUCCCACCAACUGAUGAUGUUGACACUUCAAUUGAACUUUCACCUAAAUUUCUCGAAAUUAGAAACAUGAUUAAACAGGGCAUGAUUCUCCAAUUUAUGAACCCUACGAAUUUGGAACCUGGUGUCAAGAUAUUGGAAAUUGCGUAUCAAGAUUUGAUUUCUUUACUCGAUGGAAUAUACGCAAUAAACUUGCUGGAACAUGAUAAUACAAUCAUUGGUCAACUAAUGACAUUGUUGGAUAUAAUUGCAUUCCAUAUAGUGAGAGGAUACUUUACCAUUGAAGAGCCAAUCAAGGCAUUACGUAAACACAAAACACAUAUCAUCAAUGUUGUUGAAGUUUUGAAGCGCGAUCAUGAUUGGAUCUCAGUCCAGUAUGAGUGGUUGGCCCAGUUGAUGAAGUUGAUCCCGUACUCAAUAAUAACCAAUUUGAAUUCAACUGCUGUUUCCCAAUUAAAAGCAAAGCUGAAAAAUGCCAAUACACUAGCCAUGAUGAGUCAUUUUGGUGGGAUUCAUACUCCAGAAUUUGAUUUAAUUACUAACCCAGGCCUUGUCCUAGUCAAGGCAUAUGAAAUGAGUAGUCACGGGGAGAAAAAAAUCGAGUUGUUACAGAAUGCUAUCGAAACUUUGGAGACUAAUCAACUGAAUGCAUUGAACAAGUCGCUGGUUUCAGGACAAGACAACCUCGACUCAUUAUUGUCGUACUUGACUUGGCUUAUCGGUGAAGAAUAUUUCGCCAGUGCAGAGUACAAAAAGGCGUCUGAUUAUUUUGAAAUGGCGUAUAGUUCAUUAGGACUGGCCAAAUGGUCAGAUAUCAGUUAUUUUCUAUUGGAAAAGUUGUUGAAAUGCUAUAUAGAGUUGGGGGUGAAAAAGCUGGAGUUGAAUACUAUUUUGAAAUUGAGCACCAUUCCAAAACGGUUUAUUGCGGAUAAGUUGGUGCAUUCAAGUAGCAAUGUGUUUGAAUUUGAUAAAUCUGAUGGGAUUAGUACCAUGGAGGUGGAUAUCUUGGACUCAAAAUUGCACGAGUUGUUUCUUGUUGACGCAUUAUUGGUGAACAAUAACCUAUCUUCCGGGGCCACCACCGUAGGUGACGAGGUUUUGGCUCAAAUUGAUUUGAAAUCGAAGCUAGAUUUGAGGAUGAUGAGACUCCUACUUCCUCAGACAACAGAUAUCAAUGUGUCACUCAAUCAAAUCGAUGUGAUCUUCAGCAAGGCAGACGACAAGCCAGUUUCAAAUUCAACUGGGUUGAAAAAUGUCUCCAUAACCAAUGAUGGGACAAAACAGCAAAAUGGUGCAAAUUUAAUCGUUCUAAAGGGUCAAGAAUUGAGCACAACGUUUGCUGACUCGGCAAAUUUAUCAAUUGCAUCACCUAAUUCCUCAUUGACCAUACAACAGGUGCAAAAAGUUACAAACACGGGUCAUUUCCAAAUUGACACCAUCAAGUUGCAGAUCACCAUUGAGUUGAGGCAUGGAGGUAAGGUCAUCCGAUUGAACAAGAUCGAAUUGCAUCAAACUUUCCCGCAUUCUAUUUUGCAACAGCGUAAGGUCAAGUUACCCAAUGGUCUUACAAAGACAAUCAGACUUGGCACUGACGGCUCAUCAACGGCGACGGCAACCACAGUGACGACAGCACUGGUGCCUGUACCACCACAUCAGUUAGUUGUAACUCCACCGACUCCGGAUCUCAUUGUUACAACAUCUAAUGACACGGACUGUUACAUUGUUGGCGAACGAUUGUCUAUUCCUUUAAAAUACAGAUUCAAGAAUGGAGAUAUCUUCUACAAGGCUGAUUUGAUGGCGACUGUCAAACAUGGUGAUGUUGUUGUUACUUGGGAUAAAUUGAAAGACGAGGAACCGUUAGUAUUGAAAGGGGGUGCGAAAGGAGACAGUGCCAGUGGUGACAACGAAGAGGGGCACGUGUUGCAUGUGUAUGCUAGAAACUGGUCUGGGGAUAUAAUGAAUAUCGAGAUCUCAUUGGCUGUGACUUAUAGUGGCGAUGAAGAUGAGGCUCUGGGUGAGGGGCUAUCGGCAGUAUAUAAGGUGUUUGAGUUGCAGUUACCAGUUAUUGCUGAGCCUUUCAAGUACGACUAUUCAAUCAGUCCUUAUUUGGAUGAGAAGAGUCUUGAUUUGUAUGUCAGGAGCGAAAAGGAAAGUGAGGUGCUGGAUGAGGAAGCUGGAAAAGUUCAUGAAGCUCCUUUACUAUUGAGGCAGUGGAAAGGAAAAUUGAGACUUAAUGAUCAGUAUGCGCUCAGGUUCGGGACUGCAAGUAACGGAAAUGAUGAGGACGACGCCAAGGACUGUACGUCAAAGUGGUUACAAGUGGUUGAUGUGGAUUUUGACGUCAUUUCCGGACUUCCUGAUCUACAAUUGACUAUGUUGUCAAAACGGGGUAAAUAUGAUCAAUUGUUUGCUACGCAGCUAGUACCGCUGGGGAAAAUGUAUCGCAAUGCCCAAAUCAUUACUUCAAUGACUGUUAAAUGGAAGAGACCCGACUCUGGAGACAGGGAGAAGAAUGAAAAUGAGACGGGAGGGGUGAAUGAGUUGACUAUUCCCGAAUGGAAAGUGCAAGUUCCAUUGGUUGCACCCCGAGUGCUACUUUUUGUGAAGGAUAGGAGGAAGGAAACAGCAGCGAACGAUGAGGAUGAUAUCGACUUUGAUCAUUUCGCCUUUCAUUACGUUAUUGAGAACCCAAGUGUUCAUGAGUUAGCUUUUGUUUGCGAGUUGACAGAUUUUGAUAAAACGUGGCAAAUUGAUACGACUACAGACAAAGAAAAUGAUGAUUUGACGAAGCAGUACAUCGACUCAAAGCCGUUUACAGUAAGACCCAAUUCUCGUAAAGUUAUUCAAUUUCAAAUGAAGAAACAAAAGAAGAGCAAUAUAGCAACCGACACCGGUUCUGAGCAUGCUGUGAGGUUGCCAACAUUCAAGUUGUUUGAUAUCAACUACAAGGUGUAUUUAUACGUGGCUCCAACUCAGUCCAACGUCAAGGUAAAAAAUGGCAAUUUGUAUAUUUUAUGA
Lodderomyces theae is the source of this 3858-nucleotide messenger RNA. RefSeq lists its product as uncharacterized. Bases 1 to 3858 code for a protein of 1285 amino acids. NCBI's taxonomy places the organism in Eukaryota, Fungi, Ascomycota, Pichiomycetes, Serinales, Debaryomycetaceae. The record is from RefSeq and is a predicted model, not a curated record. The transcript has a single exon.